AUGUUUCCGUCAGAAGACGUCGGAAUGGCCUUCGCUCCUGUGUCGGGGCAAGGCGCGAAGAAGAAGAAAGGGAAAUCGUUUGGAUUCGAGAGCAUGGGCCUGAGUGCCGCCGUGUAUCGCGCGGUGCGGCGCAAGGGCUACCAGGUGCCGACGCCAAUCCAGCGGCGAACGCUGCCGAUGGUGCUGGCGGGGCAGGACGUGGUCGCCAUGGCGCGCACCGGGUCCGGCAAAACGGCGGCGUUUCUCAUUCCCAUGAUUGAGCGGCUCAAAGCGCACUCGAACACGGGCGGGAUUCGCGCCGUGAUUCUCUCUCCUACGAGGUGUGACGGUGGUGAAGGAGGGAGUGGGAGUGGGGAGCGACUUGGCGUUGGUGGAACCGUUAUGAUGGAGCUGGCCCUACAGACGUUCAAAUUCACCAAGGAGUUGGGCAGAUUCACCGACCUCCGAGCAGCCGUGCUGGUGGGGGGGAAACAUACUUCGGAGGGAGGCUCUGGGAUGAUGGGAUGGGACCGUGGCAGCCCGCAUCCCCCCUCCCCCACGUUCUCAUUCUGGCUUGUGCCCCCUGCUCUCGCAUCACUUCCUGCAACCCCCCUCUGCAGAGAGCUGGCCCUACAGACGUUCAAGUUCACCAAGGAGCUGGGCAAACUCACCGACCUGCGUGGGAGAGGCGCCGAGCAGAGAACGUUCAAGUUCACCAAGGAGCUGGGGAAAUUCACCGACCUGCGAGCGGCCGUGCUGGUGGGAGGAGACAGCAUGGAGGGGCAGUUCGAGGCGCUCUCACGCAAUCCGGACAUUCUCGUCGCGACACCUGGCAGGCUCAUGCAUCAUCUUGCGGAGGUGGAGGGCAUGAGCCUGAAAUCCGUGGAGUACGUUGUUUUUGAUGAGGCUGACCGGCUUUUCGAGAUGGGGUUUGCCGUCCAGCUGAAGGAAAUUUUGCGCGGGAUGCCCGAGUCGCGCCAGACGCUGCUUUUUUCGGCCACGCUGCCCAAGAUGCUCGCAGAGUUCGCCCGGGCAGGUUUGAGGGAGCCGCAGCUGAUCCGAUUGGACACGGAGACGAAGCUGAGCCCAGACCUGGCGCUUUGCUUUUUCACGGUCAGACCGCAUGAAAAAAUGGCCGCCCUGCUGCAUUUGCUUCAGGAGGUUAUUCAGGUGGGGACAGCGGCAGCAGUAGUUUACGGUGCCAUGGACCAAACUGCCCGAAAAAUCCACAUUGCCAAGUUCCGGGCAGGCAGAACAUCUCUCCUCAUCGUGACCGACGUUGCUGCUCGAGGUAUUGACAUCCCUCUCCUCGACAACGUCAUAAACUUCGACUUCCCGCCCAAGCCGAAACUUUUCGUGCAUCGGGCAGGCCGAGCGGCGCGCGCGGGCCGUUCGGGCACCGCAUAUUCUUUUUUCACUGCAGAAGAGCUGCCCUUUGUGCUCGACCUGCACCUUUUCCUCUCCAAGCCCAUCCGCCCGGCGCCACUAGAUUCCGAGAUCGAGGCGACAGGUGGCGCGAGCCUAUUGGCCGAGAGGGAAGCGCAGGAGCGGGGGGAAACAGUCUACGGAAGAUACAUUCAAACCGAGCUGGACCGUUAUUUGGAGCGGCUGAGGGAGCUGGAGAGUUCAAGUGUGGCUGUGGGGAUGCUGCAGAAGGUGGCUGGGAAGGCCAUGAAGCUGUAUCUGAGGACACGGCCGGCUGCGUCGAAUGAGAGUGCGAAGAGGAGCAAGGCGCUGGCGGGCAGGGAGGGCGUGCACCUGCUGCUGAGGGAGCGCGUGGGCGGGCUGGAGUCGGCUGCUGCUGCUUUUGCUGAGCAUCUGAAGAAGUUCAGUGGGGGGAAGGCGCUGGCAGGGAGAGAGGGCGUGCACCUGCUGCUGAGGGAUCGCGUGGGCGGGCUGGAGUCCGCUGCUGCUGCUGUUGCCGAGCACCUUAAAAAGUUCAGGCCGAAGCAGACAGUGCUGGAGCUCGAGGCAGAAGCUGCCACGGCGAAGAAGAAAGUGGUGCGUUGCGGUGGGAAGAGAUGUGAACGGAUCUAG
Closterium sp. Naga37s-1 is the source of this 2016-nucleotide messenger RNA. The record is from the annotation of a GenBank genome assembly. Lineage: Eukaryota; Viridiplantae; Streptophyta; Zygnematophyceae; Desmidiales; Closteriaceae.